CUCACAUCUCUCUCUCAUACGCAGAAUAUGGACAAAACACAAACUUGGUGUUGAAGAAACCCCAAAACGCAGCGUUUUACUCAGAAGAAACCAUUUAACUAUGGCUUCUACUUCUACUACCUUACUUCCUUCUACUUCAACCCCAUUUCUUGAUUGUUCUUUCUCAACUUCUUCAAGACACAAUCUCCAAUCUCUAUCAUUCUCCUCUUCACCAACACUCGGAAACAAGAAACCAAACCUCUGUUCUGUUUCUUCCUCCGUCACUAAAACCUUCUCCAUCUCUUCUUCUCUCCAUUCUCCGGCGACAUAUCAACCACCGUCUUGGAAGAAACUAUGCAACGAAAUAACCUCCUUAAUCCCCAAAACAACGAUACAGAGAACCGCCGCUACGAUCUUAGACGCGGUGGAAAACGCCAUGGUCUCUCACGAGCUCCGCCGUCAUCCCCUACCCAAAACGGCUGACCCCGCCGUGCAAAUCGCCGGAAACUUCUUCCCGGUCCCGGAGCAGCCAGUCAAGCAUAAUCUCCCGGUGACCGGAACAGUACCGGAGUGUUUACAAGGAGUUUACGUCAGAAACGGAGCUAAUCCGCUUCACAAACCAAUCUCCGGUCACCAUUUAUUCGACGGAGACGGUAUGGUUCACGCAGUCCGGUUUAAUAACGGUUCGGUUAGUUACUCUUGCCGGUUUACGGAAACAAACCGGUUUAUUCAAGAGAGAGAACUCGGCCGGUCUGUUUUCCCUAAAGCGAUAGGUGAGCUUCACGGACACUUGGGGAUCGCUAAGUUAAUGUUAUUUAACGCACGUGGGCUAUUCGGUUUACUUGACCCGACCCGAGGACUCGGUGUGGCUAAUGCCGGUUUAGUCUAUUUCAACGGUCAUCUCUUAGCCAUGUCCGAAGACGAUUUACCAUACCACGUAAAAGUCACCCAAACCGGAGAUUUAGAAACUUCGGGUCGGUACGAUUUCGACGGUCAGCUAAAAUCAACAAUGAUCGCCCACCCGAAAAUCGACCCGGAAACCCGCGAACUAUUCGCGCUAAGCUACGACGUCGUUUCGAAGCCUUACUUAAAAUACUUCAGAUUCUCAUCGGACGGUCAGAAAUCCCGCGACGUGGAGAUCCCGCUCGAGCAACCGACGAUGAUCCACGACUUCGCGAUCACCGAGAACUUCGUGGUGGUUCCGGACCAGCAAGUGGUGUUCAGGUUACCGGAGAUGAUCCGCGGCGGCUCUCCGGUGGUUUACGACAAGAACAAGAAAUCAAGAUUCGGUGUUUUGGACAAGUACGCUGAAGACGCUUCGUCGAUACGAUGGAUCGAAGUGGAAGACUGCUUCUGUUUCCAUCUCUGGAACGCGUGGGAAGAGGCGGAGACUGACGAGGUUGUCGUGAUCGGGUCAUGCAUGACGCCACCUGAUUCGAUAUUCAACGAACACGACGAAACACUUCAGAGUGUUUUGUCGGAGAUAAGACUAAACCUGAAAACAGGGGAAUCCACGCGUCGACCGGUUAUCUCCGAAAAAUUAAAUCUCGAGGCCGGUAUGGUAAACCGAAAUCUUUUAGGUAGAAAAACCCGGUUUGCUUACCUUGCUUUAACCGAACCGUGGCCUAAAGUGUCCGGUUUCGCGAAAGUGGAUUUAUCUACCGGAGAAGUUUAUAAGUAUAUAUACGGAGAGGGGAAAUACGGAGGAGAGCCUCUGUUUAUGCCAGAGGGUUCUGGUGACGUUGGAGAAGACGGUGGUUACAUUAUGGUGUUUGUUCACGACGAGGAGAAUGUGAAAUCGGAAUUACAAAUCAUAAAUGCUGUUGAUUUGAAGCUUGAAGCUACGGUUACACUUCCAUCGAGAGUGCCUUACGGAUUCCACGGAACUUUUAUUAGUAAUGAAGAUUUAUUGAAGCAAGCUUUGUGUUAA
Molecule: messenger RNA, 1909 nt
Organism: Eruca vesicaria subsp. sativa (arugula)
Lineage: Eukaryota; Viridiplantae; Streptophyta; Magnoliopsida; Brassicales; Brassicaceae
Source: the annotation of a GenBank genome assembly